Platichthys flesus (European flounder) is the source of this 3458-nucleotide messenger RNA. Its product is annotated as actin-binding LIM protein 3-like. The transcript has 23 exons. Lineage: Eukaryota; Metazoa; Chordata; Actinopteri; Pleuronectiformes; Pleuronectidae. Gene Ontology annotation, molecular function: actin filament binding. The record is from RefSeq and is a predicted model, not a curated record. Gene Ontology annotation, cellular component: actin cytoskeleton; stress fiber. Gene Ontology annotation, biological process: cytoskeleton organization; cilium assembly; lamellipodium assembly. Bases 83 to 2167 code for a protein of 694 amino acids.
GAAGGAGAGAGAGAGAGAGAGAGAGAGUUAAAGUGGAGAGAGUUGACUGGAGGACUCAGUGACUGCUGCUCCACUUCCCACCAUGAGUGGACCGACUAAUGUUCAGUACCAGUCUGGUCUUUAUGGAGGAAACAACAACAGCAGCUCGCCGCUCUCCAGCCGGGGAAACUCGCCCAUCGUGUGCGAGCGCUGCGGGGAGGUGUGUCGCGGCGAGGUCGUGCGCGUCAAGAACACACACUUCCACGUUCAGUGCUUCACGUGCCAAGUGUGCAGCUGUGACUUGGUGCACUCAGGUUUCUUCCACCACUCAGGAGAAUACAUCUGCACCGAGGACUACCAGCGGCUCCAUGGGACCCAGUGUGACAGCUGUGACACGUACAUCACUGGAGAGGUGGUGUCUGCUCUGGGGAGGACGUACCACCCGCACUGCUUCGUCUGCAGCAUCUGCAGGAGCCCGUUCCCAAUCGGCGACAGGGUGACCUUCUGCGGGAAGAAGUGUGUGUGUCAGCAGUGCUCGCACUCUCUGGGCAGCGACAAGCCCAUCAAGGUCCAUGGGCCCAGCUACUGCGCCGGCUGUGGUGAGGAGAUCAGACAGGGUCAGUCCCUGCUGGCUCUGGAGAGACAGUGGCACGUCAGUUGCUUUAAAUGCCGGACCUGUGGCUGUGCGCUCACUGGAGAGUACAUCAGCAAGGAUGGGAUUCCUUACUGCGAGGCUGAUUACCACUCACAGUUUGGGAUCCGGUGCGAGGGCUGUACCAGGUACAUCAGCGGCAGAGUGCUGGAGGCUGGAGGGAAGCACUACCACCCCAGCUGUGCCAGGUGUGCGCGCUGUCACAUGAUGUUCUUGGAAGGAGAGGAAAUGUACCUCACAGGUUCAGAGGUUUGGCACCCCAUGUGUAAAGAAGCAGCUCGGCUGGAGAGAAAACUGAGGCUGAGACGUACGUCUGAGACGGCCUCCAUUUCCCCCACGGCCUCCUCCCCUCUGCUCGGAUCUCCUCACCGCCUUAUCUGCUCAAAAGCCGACAGUCACGUUCUGGACUAUAAGCAGCUGGCGGCUCUGCCCAGGGUCAAAGCCAUGUAUGACAUCCAGCGGCCUGACAUCAUACCUUAUCAGUCCGACCAGACACACCUCUCUGACGACACUCUGGAGCGAUAUAGCUGUGGACAGUCAUUGGGCUCCUUGUCACCAUACUCUCAUGAUGUUCUGGACGGCGUGGAGUUGAGAACGAGGCGCUCCUCCAGCUCUGCCUUCACCGACUCUCCUGCACACAGUCGCCACGGAGGGUCCCCUCUGCAUUAUUAUCUCCCCGGCAGUGAGAGUGGCAGGAGUUCACCAUAUUACUCUCAGCCAGAGCCCAGGUGUUCCACCCCCGACUCCACCGACACCCUCCAAGCCCCCAAGCAUUUCCAUGUGCCAGCUUCUGAAGAAACCAACAUCUACAGGAAACCCCCCAACUAUAAGAGACUAGACACCUCUGCCUCUCCGACAGCCAGUAAGAGCAAAACCAAUGAGAAUCUCAACAAUUCCAGUUGCCUUUCUUCCUCCAACUGUAACAGCAUGUAUCACCCAGGCUCCAACUACUACCCAUACACCGGCUCUCCUAAAGUCUCUAGGGUGAGGAGGUUUUCGUCCGGAGGGGAGGAAGACGGCUGGAAUCACAAUAUCAACAGGAGCAUUGGCAGGAUGAUCCUGAAGGAGGAGAUGAAGGCGCGGUCAGGUUGUCACGACAAUGACCAGUGGGGGAGCAGACGCAGUUCCCGUUGCAGCAGCAAGGAGGCACUGAACAAUCUGGGAUACGGCUCCCUCAAUGGCUCUCCCCGGUCUGUCUGCAGCGCUGACAGCGAUUCAUAUGUUGCCAAAUCGGCCUCGUUGCCAGGAUAUGGCAAGAACGUGCUGAACAGGCCUGGGAGUGCCGGUGCAGAUUAUUACCAGUAUGACAGCGGUAAUGCAGUUAAUUGGCAGAUCAGAGAAUACAAGAUCCAUCCCUAUGAAGCCCUAGUGGUGUCUGUCAGAGGGUGUCUCCCCAGUGACGUCGACCGGGCCAGACUGGAGCGUCACCUCUCACCAGAGGAGUUCCACAGAGUCUUUGGCAUGUCCAUGUCGGCCUUUGACCGCCUCGCUCAGUGGAAAAAGAAAGAACUUAAGAAACAGGUCAGACUCUUUUGAGAAAAUGAAGUCAUCUGGGACUGUCUGACUGAGUGCAGAUUACUGCACUGACUGUGGGUCUCAAUGGAACAGGCUGAAAUGAAAAGGACUGACUUUCCUCAAAGUGGCCAGAGCAGAACUUGGAGCAAACGUAUUAAGGUCAGCCAAGCGGCAAAAUGAGAAGAAGAAGUGUGAGGAGAGAACAAAGACGUCCAGAGACACCAGAGAAUCCACAACGGGACUAUGAUGAGGAGGAGGAGUUGCCUGCUUUUCCUUGCUCUACCAGCAGAUGUCAGUGGGUUAACUUGAUCUACAGGGAGGCAUCUGAUAUCACCAUUUUAUCUGUAGACUCAGGUUCAGCCUCACUGAGUCAAACUGCCCAACAAGAGAGAGGUGGUAUGGAGAAUCGGCCGACGUGAAGAUAGACCGGCUUAUUGUUUAAAAGGUUCAAACACAAACACUGUCCACUGUGGUUCAUAAGCUGACACCACAGGUAAAGGAGCCCAGUGUGAAGGUUACUGAGCAUACCUGGUGUUUUUAUAAUCUGCUCAUACUGAAAAUCAAAGGUUUUCAUUUUGUACUACAGGCACGUGUUUGAUUUUAAUAUUUAAAGCCAUAUCAGUGUUUAGAGUUAAUGCCACUAACAUGAGCGGACUGUACCGGACACUGAAUUGUGUUUCCAGGCAUGAUGUGAUUGUAAGGUUCAAUGAGAAUGAGCUGAACCAUGUCAAUGCCAUGAGCUCACAGCUGUUAUUUAAGUUCCCAAAUCAGGGAGCACACACACAUUAGUAAAGUACACACUUUAAAAGAGGAUAUUUGCCUUUAGUUUUAUUUAGAGAAAUAAAUGUUUGCCGGUUCAUACUUUCAGCUGGACUCAUGGAACAGGUCCGAAUUCUUUCUGCUGGGUUACGAUUAAAUCCUAUGUUGGGGGGUGGGGUUAAAUCCAGAUCACAAAAUGGGAAUUUGUCUUCCUAAGGAGUCAUUAGGCCAUGUUUUAAGGUAAGGGUAAGGUGCAGGGUUGUGUGUGUUAGUGUGUCUGUGUGUGUGUGUGUUUGUAUAGAGGAAUUCUAUGGAUAGUGAGAAGCCCCUUAAAAAAAAAUCAAUUGUCAAGAGUCGGAAGGAAAUAGGAAAAGGAGAAUGUGGAAAGGAAGGAUGGCGACAAGGAGAAACAAGAGGGAUAACAAAAAAGAGAGUGUGUGUGUGUGUGUUUGUGUGUGUUUACCAUGUCUGACACUACCCAUGUACCAAGAAACUUUAAGUCUCAAGUCUACAAAAAAUGUGGACUAGCAAGAAUAAUUUACAAAAUUGUGUC